AUGGACCACUGCACCCUGGGCCCCAGGAUGGACCACUGCACCCUGGGCCCCAGGAUGGACCACUGCAUCCUGGGCCCCAGGAUGGACCACUGCAUCCUGGUGAAGAAUGAGACGGUGGUAUGGUUUGUUUUCCUGCCGUGGCUCCUGUCUCCACAGCAGGACCAGCCAUCCCUGCCCUGGCUGGCCUCACCCAUCGCCCUGGGCCUGCUCUCUGGUCUGCUGCUGGGGCAUCUACUCUGCUUCCACUUCUACCUCAUGUGGAACCGUCUGAAUACCUAUGAGUACAUUGUCAGACAGAGGCAUCGCCAGGAGCCCAGAGACCUCAGUAAAGGAGGACAGGGGACCCAAGCAGCGCCUCCUAAAUCCAACCUCAUCAAGGAUGUAAGCUACUCGGGGACUCUGGGCUAUACCAACCCUGAGAUGGAGGUGGAGGAUCCUACCACCAUGGCUGCAGCGCGGGGGGGGCUAGAGUACUAUGGCAACGGCAGAGUUCAUAGUUCAUCCAGCAGGAUGGUCGAAGAGGAGCAGUUACCCACCGUCUCUACUGAGCACAGAGCUGCACCACGGAAACACAUCCAGAAGAAAAAGAGGAAAGUCCACAAAGUGCCAGCGGAGGUGAUCAACGACCGUUCCACUGAGACCAGCAGCAACAGAGACCCAGCCUUCAACACUACAGAACCUGUAGACUCCUGCAGUGUAACUCCAGUCCCCACGUCCGUGUCCCACCUGUCCAGCUCCCUGAGCCAGCACCUCUCCUUCCCCCUGCGGGCCUCCCAGCCCCCCACUAUCUCCCUACAUCCUGGUCUCCAACCUGACCCCGUGCUGCCCGCCGGGCCCCCUGCUGAGUAUCACUCUGACUCUGCAGAGUCCCUGGAGGAGAUCCCCGUGGCGUUGGCACGACUGGGCACCUCCGCCGCGGCAGGACCGUCUACGGGUAGGACUGCAGCGUCUGGGUCGUCUUCUCAACGCUCUCUACUGCUGCCUGCAGCCCGACCCCAUCCCUCGCCCCAGCCCCGGACCAAGAGGAAGUCCUCCGCACACAGCAGCAGGACAGGGGGAGGGGGGGAGCAGAGGUUUGAGAUGGCCGCCCAGCCUCCUACGGUCUACGUCAGUAGGAGUAGUGGACAGCCGGGGGGAGGAGCCCAGCACCGGGACAACAAACACAGCAGCAGACAGGCCAGUAGGAGAGGCCUGGAGCAGCCUGGUCCUGGGUCCAGCUCCAACCAUAGCUCCAGGGCAGGCACCCCAAUGGCGUAGACUAGCUCCCCCAGGAUGGACCACUGCACCCUGGGCCCCAGGAUGGACCACUGCACCCUGGGCCCCAGGAUGGACCACUGCAUCCUGGGCCCCAGGAUGGACCACUGCAUCCUGGGCUGGAGGGCUGGCUGGCUGUCUGACUGGUUGGCUGCCUGACUGGCUGGUUGGCUGGCUGACUAGCUGGCUGGCUGACUAGCUGGCUGUGUAACUGGCUGGCUGGCUGGCUGACUAGCUGGCUGGCUGGCUGACUGACUAGCUGGUUAUGUAGCUGGCUGUCUGUCUGACUGUCACGUUGUUACCUUGAUGACUAGGAUACACUGCUUUUGAUAGAGAGAAACAAUCCCUGAUGUAGCGUUGUGUCGAUACAACCUAUGAAACUAAAUAACUCAGCAGAACAGAAUGGACUGUCUGUCUGUCUGACUGUCUGACUGACUGACUCUCUGACUGACUGUCUGUCUGUCUGACUGACUGUCUGUUCUGCCUGGAAGAGCCUUGAUACCACAGUCUCCACUAUGAUUACAUCCCCAAUGGCACCCUGUUCCCUAUAUAGUGCACUACUUUAGACCAGGACCCAAUGGCACCCUGUUCCCUAUAUAGUGCACUACUUUAGACCAGGACCCAAUGGCACCCUGUUCCCUAUAUAGUACACUACUUUAGACCAGGGCCCAAUGGCACCCUGUUCCCUAUAUAGUGCACUACUUUAGACCAGGACCCAAUGGCACCCUGUUCCCUAUAUAGUGCACUACUUUAUACCAGGACCCAAGCACCCUGUUCCCUAUAUAGUGCACUACUUAAGACCAGGACCCAAUGGCACCCUGUUCCCUAUAUAGUGCACUACUUUAUACCAGGACCCAAGCACCCUGUUCCCUAUAUAGUGCACUACUUUAGACCAGAGCCCUUAGCUCAUAGGGUUCCAUUUGUAAUGCGUCCUAUAUGAUUAAAAUCCCCACAACACUAAAUGUUA
Oncorhynchus nerka (sockeye salmon) is the source of this 2221-nucleotide messenger RNA. RefSeq names its product palmitoyltransferase ZDHHC1-like. The coding region runs from base 1 to 1257 and encodes 418 amino acids. NCBI's taxonomy places the organism in Eukaryota, Metazoa, Chordata, Actinopteri, Salmoniformes, Salmonidae. The record is from RefSeq and is a predicted model, not a curated record. The transcript is spliced from 7 exons.